This is a messenger RNA of Zasmidium cellare ATCC 36951, 1953 nucleotides long. RefSeq lists its product as uncharacterized. The coding region runs from base 1 to 1953 and encodes 650 amino acids. NCBI's taxonomy places the organism in Eukaryota, Fungi, Ascomycota, Dothideomycetes, Mycosphaerellales, Mycosphaerellaceae. The transcript has a single exon. The record is from RefSeq and is a predicted model, not a curated record.
AUGUCCAGGUUCGACAUGCAACAGUACCUUGGUCCUGCAUCAAUUCGCCUGUUCGGCCUUUCGAUCACGGUCAUCACCGCGCGACACCUCUUCGAAGAUGGCUUUCACGUUCCGACAUUCCUUUCGCUGGCCCAUGUUACGAUUGCAUUGGUUUGCAAAGCUCUCUUCCAGUCGAAGAAUGAGGCACGAGAUCCAAACGAACAUCGACAACACUCUCUCACUUCGUUUGCCUGGCUGUUGGUUUAUACCGCAUCGAUCACCGGAGCCCUCAUCUGCGCGUAUCAGUCUCUGUUGCACACGAAGAAUACGACGUUAUGGAUGAUGAUACUGAGCUUGCAUUGGGACUCGCUUCUCCCGGAGGACGCUCGCUCAUUGCUUGAAAGGAGUUCGUCGACCUGGCUGGUGGAGAUCUUGCGGUACACGACAUUUGCCAUAUGCGUGGCUCUUCUCUUCCUGCAAGAUCACCACAUGACGAACGAGUUUGAAUACUUGACUUUGGGCGCGGCUGGGUGCAUGGUUAUCGCGAAGAGAUCGUUUGAAGAGGCGAGAGAAGUGAGCUUUGCGGGCUGGGGUGCGCAUACUUUUGCUUUGGCGGUCAGUCUCGUGCCAAUUCUUGCGUUCAUGGCCCCGAAUGAGUGGAAGAAUAGUGGAGACUUUGCAUUGUACGGACAUUUGGGUCUGCUGCUUCUGAACCUGCCUGCUGGUGCCGCGGUACUGUAUGACGGUGCCGCGGUGUCACAGGCUGCGGAUGAUGAGGACGAACAUACACACAUAUCAGAACACUCUGGCCUCGAUCGAAUAUGCGUUGCGGUUUGCCUUGUUGUGCUGACCGCACUGGAUAAUCUCCUGUUCCAGUCAAGACCGACCAUGACCACCAUUGGACAGUGGGUGGCCUUCGUUGUUGCCCUGUUGGCGACAAUGGACUUCGAAAGUGCUCUGGUUCAGUGGGAACAACUAAAGCUUCCUUGGAUCAGACACCCGUGGCUCGACAAUGUACGCCAAAUUCGACUUCCUAGUGAGGACCAUGAGGACGAGGAUGAGGAUCAUGUCGGAGAGGUACACGACGAGCAUACCCAGUCAAAUGAGUCGAUACAUUACUCCACAUGGCUACCCUUGGCCUUUCAAAGCAUGCUUAAUGCGCUCGUGUGGCUUCUUGUGCUGCAUGCCGCGUUGAUGAACCGCAAGUUCGAUACCUCGUACAGCCAGAACAGCUCAAGGCCUCCUCGACUGGACAUCGUGAUCGCUCGGUACGAAGAGCCUAUUGAAACCGUCGCCGACGCCGUGCAUUCAAUCUUGCAGAUCCCAAAGAUUGCGGCCAUGAACACCACCGUCUUGAUCUAUAACAAAGGCAGCGACAUCGACAUCUCCUCGCGGUUCCCACUAGCUUCUGAUGUUAUUGUGAGCCCACGGAAGAAUGUCGGCCGCGAAGGCGAAACCUUCUUAAGUCACCUGCUUAAUGAAAGCUAUAGCUUCGCAGACCACACGUUGUUCAUGCAGGCAGAACCUCAUGAGCUGCACUGGCUGGUCGCUAGGAUCCGACAGUACUUCAUCCAGAACACUGAUUUUCUAUCACUCUCCUACACCGGCUCAUUCUGUUCUGCAUGUGACAGAUGUUGGGACAUCUCCGGCUGGCAUGAAGGAUCGAUCGUCAAGGACAUUUUCGAGCAGACGAACCCAGACGAGGAUUGCUCGGGGAUCUCGUUGACGUAUCGCGCUCAGUUUAUUGCUUCUCGAGCACGCAUGGAGCGCAUUAAUCGCGGCACGGUAGAGCAUAUUAGGGAGAGGCUCGUGGGCAAUGAUGCUUUCGGAUUCAGUUUGGAGCGGCUUUGGGGCAUGAUAUUUGGAUGUCCGUCUAUCUCCUCAAGCUGUCCAAGUCUAUGGAGUGGCCAGAUGGGUAUAUUUGCUCCGGGUGGAGCGGGUGACUGUCAGUGUCUUGAUAGUGAGCAGCUCUAA